AUCGCGUGCUCUCAUCAGUGUCCACCCAGCCUCGCUGCUCGGCGGCUGCCGAGCGCCGUCCGCCCACACGUCCGUCUCGAGCCGCGCGUUGCGAUUUCGCUACGACGGACACGCGUGCCGUAGGAAUCCUAGCGCGCCGUUCACUGCCCCACGACACGCGGUCAAUAGCUCGGGAACUCGAACUUCGAGCACGCGUUACUUCCCCGGGGAAAUCAGUGGAUCACUCUCCCUUCACGUCUCUGAUAGCGUCGCGCGCGCAAAAAUUUUGACGACCAAUACUUCCGCGGACCAACUGAUCCUCUGUGAUAUUUCAUCGAAUAUUUUCACGAGAAAGUUUAACAUCGAAGAGCGAGUCUGUCUUUUGUUGACGACACGUCGGGACCAAACAGGAAACGGCGAAGGUAACUGCGGCGCAAAAAUGUUUAAUCUCUAUCAGAGUCUGAACAAGAAGGAUGAGGGUGACGGACAGCGGAACCGCGAGUCCGAAGUGACCGGUCACGACCGAUUCUGCCAACAUCGUACCGGUCAUUCGAGCACUCGUCGUCGUCGUCGCGCCGUAAAUCGUAGAACGCAAAGCGCUACCGAGUUGAAUGCCAGGGCGAUGAGUUCAGCGCGAGGAUCGCUACGACGAGGUCGCAGCGUGAGCACGGAGGAUGAGAACGAGAGCGAGGACGACAAAGGUCAUCAUCAGCUGGCGAACAAGCUGGACAACCUGGCACGACUGCUCUUCAGCCGCGUAUCGGCGGCGCGAGGAUAUAAGGACCAAGGCGACGUCAAUUGUAGAGCAACGUGGCGCGUUAGUGACACGCGACCGCAUCUUAAUCCGUGGUUCGCGAACCUAAUCCGCUUUUGUUCCUGCCAGAGACGCGAUAAUGCACAGGAACAGUCUAGGAAUGGCCGUUACACGGCGCUGAAUCACGGAUCGAAAUCUGUCAACGAGGACGGGGUCGAGUAUGUGGAAAUGGAGAAGAGAUCUCGCGAUCGUGCUUUAUCAAUCUGCCGUGACUACAUCGGGAAAACGCCGCGUUUCGCUCUCAUCAAACAACUCAAUAAUAUCGGGUCGAGGGUGGACAAGUAUUGGUUCAUGGUGAGGGACACGUCGCUGAAGACGGACAGACUGUUAACUUUGGUGCCAUUGAAUCGGAACUGUCCGCUGACCGUCUGUCCUUCCACCAAGGACAUCCUGAACAAUCUGUUUCUGGCCUUACAACAUCCCUACAUCUGUCCCGUCUUUCACGUCGAUUUUCUCGAGUACGAGGACCAAACGUAUAUCGUCCUGGUGCAGCCCAUCAAUCAGGGCAGCCUUAAGGACUUGGUGUACGGCAUCGAGCGGAAUUGCUGGAAUGAGGAUUGGACUCACAAAUAUGCCGCACGAGGCAAGGGACUUACGUUGCCGCAGGUGCAACGAAUGGGACGACAGAUAUUGGAAGCGUUGAUAUUCCUGAAGGAACGAGGAUUCCCCACGGUGACCCAUCUCCAUUCGGGCAACGUGGUGAUCCAAAACGGCGUUGCGAGGCUGGCCGGUCUGGAGAACACUCUUCUAGGCUUCACCAGUCGCGUGCAUCCCGUCGUAACAUCGCGUUUAACGCACUCCAUCUCGAUCGAUAUUAUAUGCUUUGGACACAUGUUGUUCGAAAUGUGCGCCGGCUAUGAAUUGUGUACUUUCAGACCGUCCGCCGUUCAGCUAUCGGACAUUGAAAUGUAUCCGCAGGUCGUGAGGUUCCUCGAACUGAUAUUUACGGAAUCGGAGAGUCAUUUUACUAACAUCGAGGAGCUGCUGAUCCACGAUCUCUUCAGGAAUAUCGAUCUUCGCGAAAUGCGAUGCGCGGCUGUAACCGUAUUUCGUCCAACCCUGACGCCCUCCAUAAUGAGUCUGCUCGAUGGUAUUAAACGGCAAGACGCUGCGAAAGGAACCACGAAUAUUGAUAGCGAGGACGCUUUAUCGAUGAACAGCCUCGAAUGCGGUUCUCUACUUACGCAGAUAUACAACGAGCUUUCACAAACAGCUUUAUAAUAUGGGAACAAAGUCUACAUAUAUGUGUAUAUUUUAUCUCGAAUAAGAAUGCACGUUCCUAUUGUAUUUGCAAAGUGCCAAGAAACCGAUUAUCCCGUUAUUCUAUCAUGUACAAAGUACAUGUCAAAGAAUUUGUACGAGGAUGUAGUUUAUUUGUGUGCUUUCUUCGUGUUUAACAUGUUUGUCCGAUCCAGAUUAUAUAUCGUUAAAAAUAA
This is a messenger RNA of Linepithema humile (Argentine ant), 2229 nucleotides long. RefSeq names its product Slowpoke binding protein (gene Slob). NCBI's taxonomy places the organism in Eukaryota, Metazoa, Arthropoda, Insecta, Hymenoptera, Formicidae. The record is from RefSeq and is a predicted model, not a curated record.